This is a messenger RNA of Octopus bimaculoides (California two-spot octopus), 7174 nucleotides long. RefSeq names its product ATP-dependent RNA helicase with zinc finger domain. NCBI's taxonomy places the organism in Eukaryota, Metazoa, Mollusca, Cephalopoda, Octopoda, Octopodidae. The record is from RefSeq and is a predicted model, not a curated record. Gene Ontology annotation, cellular component: P granule; cytosol. Gene Ontology annotation, biological process: regulatory ncRNA-mediated post-transcriptional gene silencing. Gene Ontology annotation, molecular function: helicase activity; protein binding; metal ion binding.
AAACUUACUGUUUGUGUCUAUGUUUUUUAGUUUCCUGGAAACUGGUAAGUGCUCUUACAGUGAAAACUGUACUCAAGCUCAUUCCGAAGACGAAUUACAAGAGUGGAAGGACAGGUUUGAAUUUAAGAAACAGUCACUUCAAAAGGCUCGGGACAAGCAACUUCAUGGAAUUUCUUACAUGGAAAAAUUGGCUGAAAAGUUGUUACUUUCAGAAAAUCCUGAAUCUUUGCUUGUUUCCAAUUUGGAUUAUGUGAAGUUACACAUAAAUUCUGACUUGAAAGUAAAUAUGUCCAAUAAGAAGUGUACUAAUUCUUGGACUUUCACUGUUACUAGUAAGGUAUGUCUUCACAGAGUAAUCUUGUUGGAUGACAAUAGUCGGCUAUUUUUCCGCAUUUCCAGCAUUUCUAUUGGUCCACGUAAAGCCCAAAAACAUCAAAACAUUGAAAAUCUUUGCCAAGAAUGGGUUAAUUAUGAAGCAUAUCAAACAAAGAACAUACCAAGUCCAAGUACUGUAGAGAAUGUCUAUAGGAUCAAGGUGGUCUUCAAGACAAAUAUCUAUGGUACAUUUCGUCAGAUUAUUGUUUUUGAUUUUGGAACUGACCCUCUACUUUCGAAAGAAAUGCAUGUUGAAUCUGCUCCUAUCCCUGAAGGAGAUAAACUUUCAAAAGACUUAAUGUCAUUUGAUGCAAACAGAUGGAAUGAAUUCAAUAUAGAUUUGGUGAAGUUUGAACCACAUCCUCUUCCUUUAUCUGAAAAAGAAGAAUUUCUGUUGGAGGAAUAUCCUCUACCAGAUCCCAAUAAACUACAAAUGCGAGAAGUGAUAUCGCAAGCUUUCUGUCGAGAAAAUUACAGGCAAUGGAUGCAUGACCUCUUGUAUUUUGAAGAACUUACACAAUUUGGUUUAAUUUCUCGGUUCAACAUUAAAGUUACUUUGCAGAUUGUGAAUCGAUUCAUGUUAGUUCCUGGUGGGUACCGUUUAGCAAAAUUCAGUUCAGAUGGUCAGUUAUUUGCCAGAAUGAAACUUGAAAAUGAACUUUCUGAAGAUACAAUGCAUGGUCGAUUGAUUUUGCAGAGUGCUAAUGCUGUGUGGUUUUCAUCUUGUUAUUCAUUUGAAAACAAUUCUCAAAAAAAUGAUGUUGAAAAGGUUUAUGAGGCUAUAAUAGAAGAUAAAGGUAAAGAUUUUGUCUUCUUCCGUUUAUCAUCCAAAAGUGUAUGUGAUCUUCAACUGAAAGCUGAUCAAGAAUUAACAGCUCAUGUGCAGUUUCAGUUGAAUCGGUUACCUAAAUGUGAAAUGCAUCAUGCCAUUGAUAACUUACCUGACCUGGACAUUGUAUUCCCCAAUAUGUUACACGCUCCUAGUGUUCCCUGGGAAAUUGAUAGUUCUUUGGAAGGUCUGCUUGAUUCCCGGGUGAAUGAGAAACAACGACAAGCUAUUGCAGGAAUAAUAGCAGAUUCUAAUGGUGUGCGUUUACCACCUUUAUUGUUGCUUGGGCCUUAUGGAACAGGAAAGACCUUCACACUUGCCCAAGCUGCCAAACUUGCCCUUCAGAAGAAAGGAACUCGAAUAAUGAUCUGUACCCAUUCAAAUAGUGCGGCUGAUCUGUACAUUAAAGAAUUUUUCGACCCUUAUGUAACAAGUGGACACCCUGAAGCACGACCUCUCCGUAUCUAUUUCCGAAAAAGAUGGGUACUCACUGUUCCUAGCUCAGUGAUCAAGUACUCAUUACUGCAGCCUGAUUCAACAUUCCGAGUCCCCACAGUUGAAGACUUGAAAAAUCAUCGAGUUAUUAUAACAACUCUUAAUCAAUCUCGAAUCAUUUAUGAUUUGAAUUUGGGUCCAGAUUUUUUCACACACAUCUUCCUUGAUGAAGCUGCUCAAGUCAUGGAAACUGAAAGUCUUAUCCCAUUGGGUCUUGCUGGAGUGAAUACAAAAGUAGUCUUAGCUGGAGAUCAUAUGCAAAUGAGUCCCGAGAUAUAUGCUGAUUAUGCUCGGCAGAGAAAUUUUCACCGCUCAUUGCUUGAAAGACUUUAUGAAGACUAUCCAAUAGAGUCUCCUUGUAGGAUUAUGCUCCAUGAAAACUAUCGUUCAACCAUUGAACUUGUAAACUUCACAUCUAGUCUUUUUUAUGAUAACAAACUAAUUUCGGCGGGGCAGGAAUCACGCCAUCCCCUCUACUGGCCAUUUACAUUUUUCACUGCUAAAGGUGAAGAAGUACAGCACCAAAAUAGUACAGGAUUCUUUAAUAUUGCAGAGGUUUAUGAGGUGGCAGAAAGAGUCACAGAAUUAGUGAAAAGUUGGCCCUCUGAGUGGGAGCCAUUUGGUGAAAACAGCAUUGGUGUGGUAACUCCCUAUGGUGACCAAGUACAAAAAAUAAGAACAGAACUCCGAAAACGAGAUUUAGGUGGUGUUUCUGUUGAAAGAGUUGUAAAUGUUCAAGGCAAACAGUUCAGAGUAAUAGUACUGAGUACUGUGCGUACAAGACACACAUGUAGUACAGAAGGAAAUUUGGAAGACAUAAUCGACUAUGGUUUCUUGUCUAAUGUCAAACUCUUGAACACUGCAAUCACUCGGGCCCAGUCACUUGUUGCUGUUAUUGGAGAUCCUGUGUCUCUUUGUCUUGUCGGAAAAUGCAGAAAAAUCUGGGAACAUUUAUUGGAGGCUGCUACAAAAAAUGGUAGCUUAAUUGGAAUGAGUUGGAGUCAACUCAGAGGCCAGUUGGAUGGAGCUGAAAUAAAGAAGACCUAUGUUCUCAAUCCUUUAGCACCAGAAUUUGUCCCAAGUCGCCAGCUACGCUCUCAUCUUUUAGAUGACGAACCUUUUUUUGAUCCUGCUGUGAUUAAUCCAUAUGGACCAAUAAAAGUUCCCACAUUCUCCACUAUGCCCUUCUAUUCCCGAUAUUCAUACCCACUGUACCCUCAGCUGUAUCCUCCUUAUGCUCCAUUUUAUCCAGGACCUUACUAUGGCUUGUAUCCAAUGUAUCCUGGUUAUCCAAAUGUACCUGGUCAGUCUUUAAAUGGACGCAAUACUCCACCAAUGCCAUUAUCUUCUCGGCAGCAGCAUACUCCAUCUCCUCUCCAUAGCCAGCAGCGUCCUAAAGUAAAGCCACCUGCUGUAACCCAACCUGUCCCAACUCCAGCUCCUCCACCAUUACCUGCUGAUGUUGGAACAUCUGAAGGGAAAAAUUUAGAUUCCUCCAAACAAUUAGCCAAAACUGCUAAACUCACUAAAGGUCAGCCAGUUAUGUACAUGCCACCCAACCCUUACCAAAACUCCUUUCUACCACUCUGCCUACCGUUACAGCAGUUUUAUCCUCCAGAUGACCAUAGGAUGAUUAUGGUUCCUCCAAGGUUUCCCAGCAGCCCCUAUUUAGGUAGUCCUGCUUUUAUGACUCCAUCAAAAUAUCUAGGUGUGUCACGUCCUAUCACUGGACGAAACGGCACAUAUUCUCAUAACCGUUGCAAUCCAACCAAUCGAACAGAUCGGAAUCAUUUCUGUAUGAAAGAUCCUCUGUUACCACCUUCAUCGUCUCCAAGUUCCACAGCUACUGGUCAAGUGAUCCAACUUCUACCAAACGUUAAGCAUGUACCAUCAUACUUAUUGUCUCGGCAACAGAUAGGAAGUUCAAAUGAAAGCUCUCGUACAAACACUCCGAUAUCUACGAAUAUCACCGAUGACUUUACAUUACACUUAAAACCUGAUCUCACUGACGAUCAUCAUGUAGAAAUGCCAACCAACAGCAGAUCAGUAACACCAAUUGAACAUUCCUGGGGACAAAUUGGCCACAACAAGAAAUCUCUCAAUGGUGAUUUGCACAAGCAUAUUCUUCAGAAUGAAGACAAUUCUGCUUCCAAUCAAGGCAAAUCUUUGACAUUACGUCAGAUUAUUGGUGUAGAUAAAAUUAAAGAAAGAGAACCAUGCUCACCAUUUUAUCCUGUUAGAGAAUUUGCUGAGCAAAUCGUUGACAAUGACCAUAUUAUUAAGCCUUCCCCUAUGAGAUCCCAACAAGCUUCAGUUCGGAAUUUUGAAGUACCCAACAGCUUGGAUAAUAUCACCCUAUUGCACCAACCAGUUAUUGAUGAUCAUCUGAGAAAGAUGAAUACUUCCAAGCUAGAUUUACCAUUACAUAAACUUGCAGAAAGUAAUGGCACCAGCCCUAUUGGCCAACACAAUGGUCUCAAAGACUUCCAGCCAUUACGUUUCUCCACCGGGUUUAGUCAUCAGUUCAAUGACGAUUUAGAAACCCCAACUACAGUGUUAAAUGUUGUAAAAAUGUUAGAUGAAAGUCCCGAGAAGGAAGUUGAACGGGAUCUAAAUACCCUCAGCAGGCAGACAAUGCAACCUCAAUCCAACUACUCAAACAACAUGUCUCUAGAUUUGGAAUUACAGAGGCAUGUUAACAAAAUUGGACAACCACCACCACCACCAUCAGUUUCAGAAAUGAAAACCAACCAAGUAUGUGGUAGUUACAAUAUUCAUCAUGUUCAAGGAGGAGAAUCUCAGAUUCCACCCAGCUUGAUGUGGCCACUGAGAACUCGGCUGUAUGAUCGCUCUGCAGUUAUACAGCCGAGCACAGUGGAGGAAACUCAAAAGUUCAUAGAACCACUCACACCUCACACUCCAGCAGGUUACAAUACUCUUGGAGACACUGAUCUGGAUUCUCUUUCAUUUCUCAGAGACUUAAAUAUUGGGGAAACACCUGAACUACAAGCUGAAAGUCUGUAUUAAAUAAAUAGUUACGCUUUUAUCAUCAACUUCGUAAAUUGUUUCGUUGACAUAUUGAAGUCUGAUUAAAUUGUUAUGUGUACAUUUAAUGAGAGUCCAAUUAAAAUAUCGGCAAUGGCAGCUAAUAAUAGCAUGCAAGUUCUCAUUGGUUGUCCUGCCCCCCUCCUCCCCCUCUCUCUUCUGUUUUGUUUCUUUAUUUUCUUUUUAAAUAUACUUUAUUUAUAUUUUUAUUGCUUCUAAUUUUUUUUUUGUUUCAAACGCUUUUAUAGCUGUUUAUUAUUUUUUUUUUUGCAUAUUUGUCACAAUAAUAAUAAUUAUUCAUAAUACUAAACUGCCAUGAAAAUAUUGAACACCCAUGGAAAAUUAUAAAAUUAUUGGCAAGUUGGAGUUAUAAACCUAUAUUCUUAAUCACUUUCUUUAAAUGAAGUCUGAAAACAUAAAAAUUUUUUUUUUUUUACAAUAUGAAAUAAUUCUCUGGAAAAAGAAAAUGCUUUUAGAUAUUUUCAUCACUACUAUUAUAAUCAUUUUAUUUCACCAAAACACUUAAUUGAUAAGUUUAAUUACUUUAAUUAUAUCUACAAGAAAUUAGGUGUCGGAAAUAUUCAACAUAUUCUUAUUUACUUUCUUUUCCUAUAUUUUAAUAUUAUUUCUUAUUUAUUUUUAUCAUGCAUUACAGUUUAAUUUUUAAACUUCAUUUACUUAUUUUCUCCCAUAUUAACUUUUUUUAUUUUUUUUUAUUUUCAAAAUUCUGGAAUUAAGUUACCCAGUAGUACAUAAAAAAAAAAGCUUUAUUUAAAGAUAAGUUUGCUAUCUAAUGUUACCAGGGCAUGGCCAACUUUUAGACCUUCAUGCAGCCAUAUCAUAUAUUGCAGCUACCAAUGCUUACCAAAAUGCUGCCCAGAACAAAUGUUGUAACCAAAACUGUCUGACUUAUAUAUAUACCAUUGGACUUUUGCUGGCCAGCUUAUCAAGAUAACAGGAGGAAAUUUUGAUAUAGUGACUUGUAAAAUUUCGCUCCACAUUUUUUUUUUAUAAACCUAUGUUCCUUAUUGACUAUAUAUACAGAGUCCACAAGGUCUGGGUACAUGGAGUAAAUAAAAUCAUAACAUAAACAAUUAAAUAUAAGAAAUAAUAAUUUCUUAAAGUAUGUGUUAAUCCUCAUGUACCCAGACUUUGUGGACACCCUAUAUAUAUAUAUAUAUAUAUAUAUAUAUAUAUAUAUAUAAUAUGUAUGUAUAUACACACACACACACACAUAUAUAUCUACAUACACACACAUGUAUAUAUAUGUAUACACACAUGCAUGCAUAUGUGUAUACAUAUGUAUAUACACACACAUAUGUAUAAACACAUGUGCAUAUAUACACACACACACACACACAUGUAUAUGUAUAUACACACAUAUACAUAUACACAUAUAUAUAUAUAAACACACACAUAUUUGUGCAUAGUUAUACAUGCACAUACUCAUAGAUAUGUGUGUGUAUAUGUAUGUAUAUAUAUUUCACAUUUAAAAAUAUACUCACAUUUGUAUGUAUAUUUGUGUGUGUUUGAGUAUAUAUGAUAUCUACAGAAUCACACUUUUAUUCAGUUGAGGGCAUUUUAAAAUCAUAUAACUUGUAAAUUCCACCUCCCAGAUUUCACAGUAUCUUUUUGAAUUAUUUAACUUUAAAAGAAAAGAAAAACAUUUCUCUGGAAAAAAAAUUUUAAAAAAAAGGAGACUUAUCUAAACAUUUCUUUUUAUUGGUGGAUUUGUGUGUCAAUUCUGUAAGAGAACUUUUGAUGUGGUUUAUGACAAGAUGCUUUUAACUUUGUACGGUUGUUAAUUAUAUUGAAUGAUUCUUGUCAGUGUAACCCAUGCACAUUAACUGUUAAAAGUCUAGGGAUGAUAUUUACAAGAAUUUCUUAAAAGAAAAAAUGUGUGCAUGUGCAUAUGUAUGUGUGUAUGUGUGUUUUUAUGUGUAUGUAUAUAUAUAUAUAUAUAUAUAUAUAUAUAUAUAUAUAUAUAUAUAUAUAUAUAUAUAUAAUGUGGGUGGAGGGAUGGAAAACAAACUGAAAAAAACUUAAGAAGUAAAAACAAAAAAAGACACCAAAAAAAAAUCAUUGCAUAUUUUUUAAAAGAGCUAUUUGUCUUAUUGUAUUCAAUAGCAACCUUAUUACAUUUUGGUAUUGUAAAAAUCCAUGACAAAAUGCUAAUAUAUUUUCUUCGUUGUUUGGUUAAGUACAAAAUAAGUCGUCAAAACGGCUUUGGCUGAAUCAAACGUUUUGCACCUUUUUUUUCCCCACCCCUUGCUAUUUGUAGCAAUAGUUUAAAUGUCUUUGUAUGUGCAUUGGCAGGGUUCCUAUACCAAAGUCUGUGCUACAGCCUAGUUUUGUUGCCUUGUAGAAUGUUUUUCCAAAUGUCAGUUUCUGUUGAACAGGAACAUCUGGAAUAAAACUUAUGAGACACCA